Messenger RNA from Ostreococcus tauri, 1827 nucleotides. Its product is annotated as Diacylglycerol kinase, catalytic domain. The transcript has a single exon. The record is from RefSeq and is a predicted model, not a curated record. Gene Ontology annotation, molecular function: ATP-dependent diacylglycerol kinase activity. NCBI's taxonomy places the organism in Eukaryota, Viridiplantae, Chlorophyta, Mamiellophyceae, Mamiellales, Bathycoccaceae. Bases 1 to 1827 code for a protein of 608 amino acids.
AUGCCGCGCGAAUCCGUCGCGGACGCGAUCGCGCGCGUCGAUUCUUACGUGAAACGCUUCAUCGUUGAUCUCGCGAAUGGGUUCGCGGACGACGCGCGGGUCGCGACGGGGGCGGAGGGUGAUGGAAGCGACGGGACGGUGAGCGCGAGCGGUGCGUCGAUCAAUCUCUCGGGGACGAUGCUGAACCUCACGGCGAUCGUGGAGACGAUCACGACGCCGCUGAAGACGUCGGCGGUGACGUUUGAGGGCGUGGUGCGGACGAUGGCGGUGACGGUGGCGUGCGCGAUCGCGAUUCAGUGGGCGUUGGUGAAGCUCGUGCGAAUGCGACGGGAGAAGCAGGGGUGGUGGUAUUACUUGAAGCAAUCUCGACACGCGCGGUUGAUCCUGCCUCCGGAGUGCGUGACGGAGGCCCCGAUGCGGUCGCCGUUGAAUCGCGUGACGCGGAAGAUUAAUAAGUAUAUCAAGAAGAAGGGCGGGCCGUUGGGACGGAUGUCGAGCGGCGCGGACGCGUACUCGCCCAUUCUGUCGGUGGACGUUGAGGUGUUGGCGGAGGAUGCCGCGCCGUUGUUGGUGUUCGUGAACUCGAAGAGCGGGGGGCAGAUGGGACCGUAUUUGUUGGAGGGGUUGCGGUCGAAUCUGAAUCCGUUACAGGUUGUGGAUUUGCACAACACCGGGCCAAGGGCGGCGCUGAAGUUGUUCGCGAACGUACCAAACGUUCGCAUUCUUGUUGCGGGUGGUGACGGGACCGUGGCGUGGAUUUUGCAAACCCUGGAUGAGUUGGACGUCGCUAAGAAGCCGCCGGUUGGGAUUCUUCCGUUGGGGACCGGGAACGAUCUCGCGCGCGUCCUCGGAUGGGGCGGCGGAUACUCAAACGAACUCAUCUCCGAGCUCCUGGUGCAAAUACUCGAGGCGCAUCCCGUACCUCUCGAUCGUUGGCAAGUAGAGAUAGCGCUCACGGAUCCAGUCACGUCGAUGAAUAAGUUGGCGUCGGCGGCGGGACAACCCGCGCUGAAGGAGGGGGCGCCGCCUAAGAAGAAGGAGAUAGUGUUUCAGAACUAUCUGGGCAUUGGCGUGGACGCGCAGGCGGCGUUGUUGUUUCACAGAACGCGUAACGCGCGUCCUCAAUUGUUUUUCAGCGCUAUGACAAACAAAUUAUUGUACGGGGCAUUCGGUGCUAAAGAUUUUCUGGAGCACUCGUGCGCUGGGCUUCACAAGAGCAUCAGAAUUUACGCUGACGGCGUUCGCCAAACCAUUCCACCCGAGGCUGAGGGCGUUAUUUUACUCAACAUCAAUUCAUUCGCGGGUGGGGUGCGGAUGUGGGAGCGCGAGGGAUCUUAUGGCAUGUCGUCAAUGCAAGAUGGCCUCGUGGACAUUGUCGUUGUGCACGGUGCGCUACACUUAGGUCAACUGAACAUGGGCGUCGACAAGCCGGUGCGCAUUUGUCAGGCGAGAGAAGUGCGUGUCGUCAUCGAUAAGAAAGUACCAAUGCACGUCGAUGGCGAGCCGUGGGAGCAACCGGCGUGCACGAUGGAUAUCAAGCUGAAAAAUAAAGCGACGAUGCUUCGCAGGACGGCGGACGUGCGCGGGAUGACAAUUAUUGAGAUGCAGAACACGCUCGAUUGGGCGCGCAGAGAGGACAUCAUCUCGGACGAGCAGUGCGAGCGAAUCAUGGUCGAGGCGUAUCGCCGCGCCGACGCUCGAGCGCUCGAAGGUGGUCACCGUCGCUUGGGCGCGCACCGAAGGUCGGGAAGUAUCGGAAAUCUCCUCCAAUCGAAGGCGCCGUCGUACUCGCAGCUUCUCGGCUUGGGUGGCGGCGACAACUUCUAA